Messenger RNA from Ricinus communis (castor bean), 2139 nucleotides. RefSeq names its product protein TPX2. The coding region runs from base 550 to 1854 and encodes 434 amino acids. The record is from RefSeq and is a predicted model, not a curated record. Gene Ontology annotation, cellular component: mitotic spindle; nuclear microtubule. Gene Ontology annotation, biological process: activation of protein kinase activity; regulation of mitotic spindle organization; mitotic spindle assembly. Lineage: Eukaryota; Viridiplantae; Streptophyta; Magnoliopsida; Malpighiales; Euphorbiaceae. Gene Ontology annotation, molecular function: protein kinase activator activity; microtubule binding. The transcript is spliced from 16 exons.
CUAUAAAACGUCUACAAUAUAUAUCUCUUUGCUCUGUUAUACGAUUCUGUUCUUUCCUUCCGUGUCUCACUGUAUCCACCGUAAUUAUCGCCGUUCACUUCGAUAAAAAUCGUUUCUCUCCUUUCCCUGCACAACAAUCUGACGUUUUUGUACUCAAAUUUUCACAUCUCCUUCUCCAUUCCUCUCUCCCUCUUUUUCCCCGAUUUUUUUUUUCGUAGAGAGAGGGAUUGAUAGCAAUCUUAUGAGCCACAUCAUUACAACUUUCUGCCUCAUUUUCCGAGAAAGUUAGUGACAAAAGGGAGAGGAGAGAGAACAAAAUUUGCAGAUAUGCAUAAACUAUUGUGCCUCUCCUUUUCCUGAAGCUAAAACAGAGACUUACAAGAAGAAGAAGAAGACAACGAGGAAAAAGAAACCUCUGCUUUUAUUAUUCUCUGAAGCCAAAUACCAAUACAAUCUCAUCAGAAAUUAAUCGGAGAAGGAAAAGAAAAUAUAUGUUUUGGAAAAGGCUGUGAGCAAUGAUGUUUUGAGGACCGAAAAGAGCGAGGAGAGAUGGAUUUGGACAUGUAUGAAUUUUGGAAUGAAGAAAUUGAUUUCGAUUAUGAGUAUGAUGCAGCUAUGUACUAUGAUUUCACCAGGCCUGAAUCCGACUUCGAGUCUCUUGAAGCUGAGCGUUGGUUUGACUCCGCUGCAUAUUACCCUCCCUCACCUCUUAUUAUCAAGCUGAAUUGGGAGCCAAGUGUUCCAGUUAAAAGUGGACAUUCCUCUUUUAUUUGUAGAGCUGUUGAAAAUAUUAAUCGAACGAGUAGCAGUAUGGACUCUGAAGUAACUUCAGCAGCAGGAUCAGAAAUAUAUAGUGAAGCAAGAUCACAAACCAAGUCACCUCUAUCAAAAUAUUCACAUUUCAUGAAUCCCACAGCAAGUCAGUUGGCGAAGCAAAAUCGCCCUCCACAAAUUCAUUGCGAUCGAUUACUCCGGAGGUCUCAAAAAUUUGUCAAAAACGAGGAUAAAAGUUCAAGGAGCUCUUGCACGAAUGGAACCCAGGCUACCAAAAGGCAGAAGCUCGAGGCUGGCUAUUUAUGCAAGGUUGCUCGUUUGAAGCAUCAAUCUCAUUUUUUGCACAAGGAACCUAAAAAGGUUGGACUUACCGAAAUUCACACAAAACUUGCUAAACCUAAAGUUACAAUUCCCAGAGAACCAAAUUUGGAAACAGCUUUCAGGGCAGAAAGACAUAGGUCCAAGAUCAAUUUGGAUUUGGUUGAAACCGAAAAUUCAAAGCCUUGUACCUUCAGAGCAAGACCCUUGAAUAGAAAAAUUCUUGAGGCUCCUUCGCUUCCCCUCUCUAAGAAGAGCACUCCGCAACUACCGGAGUUUCAGGUGUUUCAUCUGAGGACAUCAGCAAGGGCUAUGCAACAUCAAUUUAUUAAUGAAGCAAAUUCACCAAAUUGUAGCCCCAGUCGACAGAAUGAAACUAUAAGAUCUAUAAGAGUAAUCCCAGUUGCUGGUUUAAAGGAGAAAUUGGAAGCACAAGAUAAAUUUAAAGCUCGCUGUCUUAAUAAAAAGGAACGUAAUUUUCCAACUGAUAAAAGAUUCCCAAAUGAGCCACCAAUUGAUUUAUUUAGCAAGCUCUCUUUGACAUCUGAAGUUAAUUCUAAUACAAAAUGUCGGUCAAAAAUGACACGGCAUUCAAAGGACCUGAAGGAGAACGCGCCAGGGUCUUCCCAUUUAGGACAGCAGAUGAAGAGCUUUGCCAAAUCUCCGAGGCUAGGUGGCAAUCAUUUUCAAUGUGGGAGCGACCGGAUGAUUUCUUCAGUUGUACCACAAAUCAACAGAAUCACAGUUGCGGCGUGCAUUUGACAUAUUUGUUUUCUAUUAUUGAUGGCCCAUUAUGGCAGGAGCUUGGACAUACGUUGAGAAUCAGAUUAGUCGUGCAGAAUAUGUACAUGAGUUAUAUGUAUAGAUGCCGAUAGGUUGUUUUGUUGCUUCACUAGCUUCCAGAGGGAAUAAUGUGUGGAUAUCCGUAAAAGGUAGCAAUUGCCCGAUAGAAUUUUGAAGACCAAAUGUACAGAAUGUUAAAAAGUCUGUGUUUCUGUUGGCUUUAGUUUAUAAAUAUAAUUUAAGUCUUCUCAUUACACUUAUAAA